CUGUUCGAAGAGAGGCGUGGUCACGUCACGCCGCAUCAAGAUUGACCUGGUUUAAAUCCACACCCAAGCCAGCUUGCAUUCAUUGAAAAGUGCAUAGCCGACGCUUACAGUAUCUUCCCGUGAACAUUCUACCCGAACCGAUUAUGGCUAACUAUAUUCAUGUACCAGAGGGUGCUCCCGCUGUACCCAAAUUAGAUGUCACAGUAGACGAACACGAUUUCAGAACUGGGGCGCUGAAACUCAUCAAGGAGCUGAGACCCAACUGGAAACCAUCAGAGGUCAAAAUGAAGUCCUUCACCGAUGGAAUAACCAACAAGCUGAUUGGUUGCUACUUGGGCGGGGCGAUGAAGGAUGUAGUGCUGGUGCGCAUCUAUGGCAACAAGACCGAGCUGUUUGUGGACCGCGAGAACGAGGUGAAGAGCUUCCGGGUACUGCAGGCGAACCGGUGUGCUCCCCAGCUCUACUGCACCUUCAACAACGGCCUCUGCUACGAGUUCUUAGAAGGAACCGCACUAGAACCCGAACACAUACGCAGUCCAGGGUUAUUCCGGCUAAUAGCACGGCAGCUAGCGAAGUACCACGCCAUCCAUGCACACAAUGGCUGGGUGCCGCAGUCUGACCUCUGGUUUAGGAUGGGCAAAUACUUCUCCUUGGUGCCCACCCACUUCCAGGACCCAGCCCAGAACCUUAGGUUGAGCCGUGAGGUACCGAGUGCACGCUGCCUGCAGGAGGAGAUGCUGUGGCUGAAGCAGAGUCUCUCUGGGCUGGGCUCUCCUGUGGUCCUCUGCCACAACGACCUGCUCUGUAAGAACAUCAUCUACAGCCAGACAGGAGGAAAUGUCAAGUUCAUUGACUACGAGUAUGCAGGCUACAACUACCAGGCCUACGACAUCGGAAAUCACUUCAACGAAUUUGCAGGUCUGAGUGAUGUGGACUACAGCCUGUACCCUGGGCGAUGUCUGCAGCUGCAGUGGCUCCGGGCCUACCUGGAGGCUUACAAGGAGCACAAGGGGCAGGGCGGCCUGGUGACCGAUACCGAGGUGGAGGUGCUCUAUGUGCAGGUCAACCGCUUCGCUCUGGCGUCACAUUUCUUCUGGGGCCUCUGGGCCCUCAUUCAAGCCCAGUACUCCACCAUUGACUUUGACUUCCUGGGAUAUGCCAUUCUUCGCUUCAGCCAGUACUUUAAGAUGAAGCCCGAAGUGAUGGCCCUGAACUUUCCUGAAUAAACCCGAAGACAACUGUGGCCUCUCCCCAGAGAGUGCUGUGCCCUCUGAAGAACAGCUUCCCCUAGUGGACACCAUGGCCAACUGCAUCAUUGCCCUACUACUGGUCUCAACACACCCAUAACAUCACCACAAAAAAGUCUUUCGCAGACACACACUCCACACUUCUCAGAUUAUAAACACACUGUACAGAACCACUAAACUGAACUAACACAAACGCACCCACACGCGCACACACACACACACGCACACACACACACACACACACACACACACACAGUUUAAAGGAUUGACCAGCACACCUCCCGUUAUAAAGGGCACAGAGAGGACUGGCCCCUACAGACCUCCCUCACACUUUUGCUUCCGGUUCUGUCAUGCCACAACGCCUGGCACCGGACCAACCUCGAAUACGCUCUCACCGGACCACGAUACUUAGCCAAGCCAACUGGACCAACUGGACUCCCUCCCCCUCCCCUCUAUGAAACAGCUACACCUGUUUCUCACUUUGUUUGACCGGUCCACAUAAGGCCUUUUCUAAUCCUAUGUACUUCUACACUGAUGAGUUAUAGAUGAUAAAUAACAAGACUUGGGGUUUGGGCCAAUGACCACUAGUUUUGUGAGUUUUGUGAACGAACUCCACCUUAGUUCUGUAUGUUUACACGCGUCUGUGAGAAGGGAUUUGGCGUCCAGCAAGCGGCUAUCUGUUAGCGGUGUGAGUGUUAGCGAUGAUAAUGUGUGUUACUGUAAGUGGAAAGGGCAGAUACAGCUGCAGUGGCUUGCGCAUCUGCGUUCACAGAAAGACAUGGAGAUUGUGAAACGCUAUGGUUAUCUGUUACUGCGGUGAUGGGAUAUGUGUUAUUUGUUUCGGUUGAGGUUGUGUGUUUUGUUUUGUCUUACUGUGCUGUAUGUUUAAAUGCAGUCAAGGUGUCAUGCAUUAAUCAGGGACCAAUGGCUUGCAGAAGAUAAUAUUUCUGUUUUUAUUUCUCUUUCUUUGAGAAAGGUAUUUUUGUCAUUUCCUGUUGACGAAUCACUGUGAUCCUCAGAAACUAAACGGUUUUGGGUUUUAUAGUUUUUUUGUCACCUUUUUCAUCUUCCCCACCCACCUCCUUUCUUUUCACUUGCUUCCUUGUUUUCACUGUGCUGGGGUGAAGAGUUAAGGUGAUGGUACCUGGGGAGACAUUUUGAACAAUGUUACUGGACAGUCACAUGACCGGUUCCUAGUGUUCCGAUUGGAUGGCAGAGACAAGUUGCCCCACUGACAAUUAAGGAUCCUCAGAUUGAAAAACAAAUGUGACCCAGAAACCCUGCCAAAAUGUUGCCCUGUGUAUCCUUGCCAUCUUGCACUGUACUUUUACAGAGAGAAAAGCUCCCUCUUAGAAGUUAGUUAGACUUAGUCCGUGCCCUCAUGGCCGUCUGAGUCUGGCCCAGGUCUGGCUCUGACCCAGCUCAAUUCUGGUUCUGAUCUGGGCUAGAUUUGUUCCAGUGGUCACUGCCAUGAGGACCAGGAAACCUACACCAAAGUGCUGAACUGUUUUUGCUUGUACAUACUGCACAUUGUAUUUUUCCACCUAGAAUGAACAAUGUAUAUUGACUUUUUAAGAUGACAAAGUGGAAGAGGCAGUUUUUUUUUUAUACCUAUUUAAAUGAAACUGUGUUUUGAGAGGACUUUUGCAGGUGUGUAGGCGUGUGUCUGUACUGGAUGUUGUGUACAGUUUGGUUGCCUUAUUGAAAAAGACCAUUGUUCAUUUUAAUGCCCAACAACAUUUGCAGUUCGGUAGAUGACGGUCGUUAUGGUGACUGGAGGAAGGGUGGCACAUCUCACUGUGAGGCCUUGUGGUGAGUGAUAUUAUGAACACGUUUGACCCUCACCUCGACCCUUACUGGACACAAUAACAUCACAGUGUCAAAAGCACAAGUGCCACCCCAUGACUCCUGUACGACGUCAUAUGUGACAUGAUGCCAUGACGACCAGGUAGUUAUUUUUAGAGAAUGCACUUUGAAGCUGAUGACUGAUCACACACACACACACACACACACACACAAGUACACUGUGUGUGUGUGUGUGUGUGUGUGUGUGUGUGAUGGGGUAGUGAGUGCUCUAAUGAGUAUCUAACGAUUCACCUCUCUCGCUUCUCAUGUUUGUACUGGAGAAUCUUUUCCUUGUUUCUGUUAUGGACCUAGAAUGAGAUUCAUGACUAUGCCUCAGAUUUCCACAUUGCGCUUAUUCUAACGUCUUCCUUUCUUUCUUUAUGACAACAUCUUGUUUUUCUACCAAAAUGAGUGUAUGACUUCCAUUUGAGUGGUGCUUUGAAAUCAUUCCAAGCACCUGACUGCUAGCCCUGUUCAAGCCUCUUCUCUGUAGCAAACAUUCCACCUGGAAUGUUGAAAGGGCUUGUCCCCCUUAUCUCUCACACUCUUUGACACACGUGCACACACACACAGACAGUACACAUACACACACACACACACAGAGGAAUACACGCUUUCUGUCAUUAAGAAUCCAAAUACCUUCUUCAUUAUAUGUUUGGACCAUAAUAUCUGACCCUCAUCCAUUGUAAAGGCAAACUUGUUCAGCCAAACUUGUUCAAAAGCAUCUCUGUUGAGCUUUUCUCUUUGUCAAAAAAGGCCCUAAGAAAUUACUCUAUGGCAUGUAUAGCUUAUGUGGAUAUGUACAGAAUGAAUAUCUUAUUUGGCUUGACUUGUGAUGAAUGUGAAAAACUGUAAGAAGUGUACAUAGAAAAGUUUCAUGCUUUUUUUUUCUAAGUAGCCUAUGCUAUCAAGUGAAAUAAUCGGGAAUUUUAAACUAGUGAUGAAAAGUAACGGAGACUGUGAAGUAUGUAUCAUUUGAUUUUUCUGUAUACAAGUGCUUGGAAUUAAAAUAAAAAAUAACUACCCAA
Alosa sapidissima (American shad) is the source of this 4120-nucleotide messenger RNA. It is a transcript of the gene etnk1, whose product is annotated as ethanolamine kinase 1. Gene Ontology annotation, biological process: phosphatidylethanolamine biosynthetic process. The coding region runs from base 144 to 1226 and encodes 360 amino acids. The record is from RefSeq and is a predicted model, not a curated record. Gene Ontology annotation, cellular component: cytoplasm. Lineage: Eukaryota; Metazoa; Chordata; Actinopteri; Clupeiformes; Clupeidae. The transcript is spliced from 8 exons. Gene Ontology annotation, molecular function: ethanolamine kinase activity.